Molecule: messenger RNA, 3796 nt
Organism: Mus caroli (Ryukyu mouse)
Lineage: Eukaryota; Metazoa; Chordata; Mammalia; Rodentia; Muridae
Gene: Ppp1r15b
Product: protein phosphatase 1 regulatory subunit 15B
Biological process (GO): response to endoplasmic reticulum stress
Cellular component (GO): endoplasmic reticulum; protein phosphatase type 1 complex
Molecular function (GO): protein phosphatase regulator activity
Source: RefSeq, a predicted model, not a curated record
CAGACGCGGCCAAUCAGAGGCCACGCACGAGGGUGAGGCAAGUCCGCCUCUCGGGAGGCGAGGGUGGGGGUUCGGCGAAUGACGUGAGGCGCCGCUGGGCGGUAGGGAGUAGACGCCCUCGGUCCUCCGUCUCGCCUUGCAGCUUCCGGGUGUGCGGCUGCGGCCAUUUUGAGCUUCGCUUCUUUGCGCCCUCGCCUGCCACCCAGCCACCCUUUCCGCCUUGGCGUUUCGCGCCUCCGUGCGGGCCACCGGAAACGCCGCCGCCGUCUCCGUCGCCGCCGCGCGAGGGGGGUCUUCUCUAUGGUGGAGCGAUCUCACACGGCUUAAGACGUCUCCUUCCCUCGCCGGGAUGGACGUAGCCGCGGUCGCCACCGCUUGCGCGGGCCUCCGGGCCGUCCGGUGUAGCACUCGCUGCGGAAGCCGCCGCUCUCUGGGCCUCCCCUGCCGGCGCGGGAAUCGGACUGCAGUACCCACUCCGUGGUUGGGCAAGGCGGAGACUGUGUAGACCUCGAAUCCUGCUCGCGCUGACGCCGCUGAGCUCUGUCCUCUUCCUGCCCGAGAAGCCGCCAAGGUAAGGAGAUGGAGACGGGAACGCACAGGGCCCGGAAGCGGCCUGGCCCUCGGCUGGGCUCCUGGUUCCGGCUGCCCUUCCUUCGGCGAUCGCGCGCCUGCCCUUCCGAGUUCCCGCCGCCUUCCUCUCGACAAAAUCCCGGGAACUCCGCGCUGCCCGAGCGUCGGACUAGGUACUGGACCAAAUUGCUUUCUCAGCUCCUUGCCCUGCUCCCUAGCCUAUUCCAGAAGCUGCUGCUUUGGAGCCAGCUUUUCGGGGGCCUGAUUCCGACCAGAUGGCUAGAUUUUGCCGCAAGUUACAGCGCCCUGAGAGCUUUGAGAGGACGGGAGGAAUCUGCCGCUCCCACGGUGCAGAAGUCUCUGAGUUCACUGCGGCUGGACUCUUCGGAAGACUUGGUUGUCAGUUCUCUUGAUUGGCUAGAGGAGGGACUCCAAUGGCAGUGCUCGUCCUCAGACCUGGAGUUGAAACUCAAGGCCCAGGAAAGAGCUUUAGACUCUCCAGCGUCCACUUUCCUCCUGGAGCAGCAGCUGUGGGGAGUGGAGUUGCUGCCCAGUAGCCUUCAAACCGGGCUAGUCUCCCCCCGAGAACUUGGCUCUUCAUCCUCUGGGCCUCUGAGCGCUCAGAGCUUAGGCAAUUUGAAGGUCGUUUCCUAUCUCCUGAACCCUUCCUACCUGGACUACCUUCCCCAGUUAGAGCUGCGCUGUCAGAACAGCGCUGGAGCUGGCCAAUUUGUGGGUUUCCGAACACUAACCCCAGAGAGCUGCUAUCUUUCUGAAGAUGGUUGUCACCCACAGCCGUUGCGGGCAGAGAUGUCCGCAACCGCCUGGCGAAGGUGUCCGCCUCUCUCUACAGAAGGCCUGCCGGAAAUCCACCACCUUCGUAUGAAACGGCUAGAAUUCCUCCAGGCUAACAAAGGGCAAGAGUUACCCACCCCUGACCAAGAUAAUGGCUAUCAUAGCCUGGAGGAGGAACAUAACCUUCUCCGGAUGGACCCACGCCAUUGCACAGAUAACCCAGCACAGGCGGUGUCCCCUGCUGCAGACAGGCCGGAGCCCACUGAGAAAAAAACAGAAUUGGUGAUUCCAGAGGUUUCACAGGGCCCCCAGGGAAGCAGUCUGUUUUGUGAAUUACCUGUGGAAAAGGAAUGUGAAGAGGACCACACCAAUGUAACUGACCUCUCAGAUGGAGGAGAGAGCCUUCCUGUUUCUACCAGACCCGUUUGUAGCAACAAACUGAUAGAUUAUAUUUUGGGAGGCGCCCCCAGUGACUUGGAAGCCAGCUCUGGUUCUGAGAGUGAGGACUGGGACGAGGAGCCUGAGGACGAUGGCUUUGAUAGCGAUGGCUCCCUGUCGGAAUCAGACGUGGAACAGGACUCUGAAGCGCUUCACCUUUGGAACUCUUUCCACAGUGUAGAUCCUUACAACCCCCACAACUUUACAGCCACGCUUCAGACGGCUGCUGCCAGAGUUGCCCCCAGAGACCCAUCUGACUCAGGGACAUGCUGCUCUGGCAGCUCUGGUGUAGGCAGUCGUCAGGCGGGACCCCUUCCUGAGACCCCCAACCAUAGUUCCGGGGAGGAAGAUGACUGGGAAUCCAGUGCAGAUGAAGCAGAGAAUCUUAAAUUGUGGAACUCUUUCUGUAAUUCUGAGGACCCCUACAACCUUUUAAAUUUUAAGGCUCCUUUUCAAACGUCAGGGAACAAUUGGAAAGGCCGUCAGGACUCAAAGGCCUCUUCUGAGGCUACAGUGGCCUUCUCUAGCCAUCAUACCUUACUUUCUUGUAAGGCCCAGCUGUUAGAGAGCCAAGAAGAUAAUUGUCCGGGCUGUGGGCUGGGUGAGGCUCUUGCUGGAGAAAGAUACACCCAUAUCAAGAGAAAAAAGGUAACCUUCCUUGAAGAAGUUACUGAGUAUUAUAUAAGUGGUGAUGAGGAUCGCAAAGGACCAUGGGAAGAAUUUGCAAGGGAUGGAUGCAGGUUCCAGAAACGAAUUCAAGAAACAGAAGUUGCCAUUGGCUACUGCUUGGCCUUUGAGCACAGACAAAAAAUGUUUAAUAGACUGAGGAACGUGUCAAAGGACUUACUGUUGUACAGCAAUGUUAAGAAGUGAACAGCCUGCAAACCCCGCCCACUCUGUCUCUUACUUGAGAGUUUCCCUUAAAAACAAACACUGGCAGCUGUCCUUGGACAUGUUUUUAAAGAAACAAUUUGUAUCUAGUCAUGUAGUUUGAUUCUUUUUGGGUAAUGUGUCUCAGUAGAAACAUCAACUCCGAUAAUGAAGAAUCUCUAAUCUGUAAACCUCUUUUCCUAUUUAGUUGGAUGUGGGUUUUGACUUUUUGAGAAGGUCUCACUGCAUAAUUCUGUUUGGCCUAGGUCUAUGUAUGUAGACCAGGUUGGCCUUGAAGUUGAUAUCUCCUUGCCUCUGUUUCCUGUGCCACCAUGCCCGGCUGGAAGUGUUUUUAAAUAUCCUCUGCUUACCUGGGGUGAGAGUUUAAUUUUGCACUUUCAAAACGUUUCUUCUGGAGGCAGGGGCUGGUCUGGUUUACAUACAGGCUUCAGGCCAGCUAGGGCUAUGUGGUGAGACCUAGUCUUAGAGGACAAACAGAACAAAACAGUCAGGUUACUGUGGAAACUGAGGCAGGAGCAUAGAAAGGUUCAGGUGUGCCUGGAACUCAGUGAACUCAAGGCCAGCAUGGGGAGUUUAGCAAGACCUUUUUACACUCAGAAUGGAAAAGGAAGCUGGGGAUAUAGCUCGGUAGCAGAGGCCCCUGCCUACAUGUGCAAGGUCCUGGGUUCAGUCCCCAGUACUGCAAAUAGAAAGAAAAAACAUUGUCUUGGAUAACUAUAAGGUUUAAGCCUCAUAUUCAGUUCUAACUCAAAUUAUGCAUGCGUUGAGUUCUUGUGGUUUUUCUUUGUUCUAAAAUUAAUGGGCUUUAUGGAUUUUGUUUUUGUAUGUUUUUAUGUCUGUUAUAUUUUGAGGUGGGGGAUUGAGGCAGGGUCUCACUGGCCUUGAGCUCAUGGCAGUUUUCCUGCUUCAACUGAGUGUUUUGGUUUGUUUGUGUUUGUGUUUUUUUACUUUCAUAGAUUUGACUUAAUUAUUUUAAGGCAAAAACCUGUUAUCAACCUAAAAGACAUUGAUGUGUCACUUCAGUGAUGGAUUGUCUCCCUCUUUUUUUUUUUUUUCCCAGAGCCGAGGACCGAACCCAGGGCCUUGCACUUGUUAGGCAAGC